Debaryomyces tyrocola is the source of this 542-nucleotide messenger RNA. NCBI's taxonomy places the organism in Eukaryota, Fungi, Ascomycota, Pichiomycetes, Serinales, Debaryomycetaceae. The record is from the annotation of a GenBank genome assembly.
AUGACUUAUGUCCGCUUCGCUAACCAAAAAGUGAAAAAUCGUGUCCUUACCACCUAACUGGUAUAACCAGUUAAAAUUCACCAUUUAUAAUGAGAGAUAUGAAGUAUCGAUAUAUACAGAUCAAUACCAGAGGUAGUUAUACGUCAAGAUGAGUAUGUAUAGGCAGGAGACGCAGAAGGGGAAGCGAUAGGAAGGAUGAGAGAAAUGUGGGAGGCAAUUGGAGACCAAAACGAAGUACUAACACGAUUGUAGGUUUAAGUGACUACGAGAAUCAUAAAAGGCCAGAAUUGGUUUCGUUUGAUGAUAUUGACUACGAAAAGUUCCCCGACGUGCAACAGGCCAGAAAGUCGAUGAUGAGAGAACAGUGGAUCAGAACAUACUCGUUGAGAGUUACCCACGAGGCAUUGAGAAAGUGCAAGCAGUACCACGGUGAAGAUGCGCAAAAGAACUGCAGACCUUUAGUGUUGAAGUACAUGAAGAUGCUUGAAUCAUACCCAUUACAAGGCUACUUGGGCUACCAGAAGAACGAUCCAUCCCAAUAG